AUGCUAGCCAGAGACUCUCUGGGUUAGUCUUCGAGCCACGGUCGACGUUGGUCGGAUCGCUGCAGCUUCUCUAACAGCAGUUGUGCCAUCAUCCUACAGGAUAUAUACUUAUCAUAAGAGCAGUGCAGAUCGCCACAUCACGGGCUCAAUCCGAAAAAUCAUAAGUGUACUUCGAGCAGCAAAAUUAUUGAUCCACCGGGGACAAAGCCAUCUCAAGGGGUAUCAGCGCAUCUCGUGACCAAGGCCGAGCAGCGAGAAGUCAAAGUGCGAAUUCUAAGGGCAUAUUACGUAAUGUUUGUGUUUCUGCUGGAUAGUGUUGCCCGGUGAACUGUUUUGUUCCUGCUACCUAGUGGGAUUCUGUGCGGCGUUCGACCCUCCACCAGGUGUAUUCGGUAGCCGACAGGUUCCACAAAGAGUGUUCAUCAUCCAACCUUAUAAAGGAACUACAACAGUGCGUCUGCUGCGCAGCAUAAAAUGGAACCGAAGAUAUCACCCAGCGAUGCGUCAUAUGAGGGCCAGGAAUCCGAUUACGGCCAGCGGUUCAAUGAACUGCGUAAAAACAAUCAUCUAGUCGAUUGUUCCUUCCGUGUGGACGAUACUAUUUUCCAUUGUCAUAAGCUGAUUCUAUCGGCCGCUAGUCCCGUAUUCGAGGCGAUGUUUUACGGGGCACUAGCAGAGAAGCAGACGGUUAACAUUUCCGACAUUAAGCCGAGCGUGUUUGAGCGCAUGCUCGAGUAUAUCUACGCCGGUGCUAUCGAUUUCGGAAACAUGCAGAACAUCGAAGAGCUGCUUGAGCUGUACUACUGUGCCGAAAAGUAUAUGAUCAACAGUCUGCACAAGCAAUGCGUCAACUACUUCGGCAAGAACAUCAAACCAAAUAAUGUGCUGAAAAUACUGGACAUUGCCUACCGUAUGAAUCUGGACGAUAUUAUUUACUCGUGCAUGUGCGUGGUGCGGCAUUUUCUAUCGUCCGGCGUGAGCCUCAGUAACAUCAUACUCGAAAGCAAUCACCAUCUCUCGAAGGACUGUGUCGAUCUGAUCUUGGAGGAUAAAUAUGAAGUGAAAGAUAAUAUUAUCUGCCUAGUGCGUGCCUGGUGCAUCACGGAGUGUGAGCAAAACCGGCUCGAAAUCAGCAGAGAUAGCAUUAAAACGGUUCUGCAAGACAUUGAGCUGCCCGACUCGCUCAAAGAUACUAUCGUCGGCUGCAGUUUUACCUACUUUAAACCAAUUGCCGGUGAUAAAUGUGGUUGGAUACCAAUUCAGCGUACACACUAUAAGGCUGUCCGCCCGCUGAUCAUUGGCGACGAGAUGGAGUACGAGGUUAAUAUUAGCAGCAAUCGUUUCAUAGUCCUGAAGUCACUUUGCAUAAAUAGCCGUCUGUUGCCGCAGCUCAACGUGUUUGAUGUGAGACAAGAAACCUACACGGAAAAGCUGUCCGUAGAGAUUUCCACCAACUGUAGCAACAAUCGACAAACCAUUUAUCAGAAGGAACAUGUUAUCUGUGAUGUAGCGUUUAAUGGAAGCCUGCAAGUGAGUCUGUCCGAGCAAAUCGUCCUCUUUCCGGAUGUGGUUUACCUGGUGUGGCUGAAGUGGGACGCUAGCAGCAUAGGAUACGAGUAUCCUCGCGGUAUACUAUCGUCGUACGGGAAGCGCAAGCAGUUGCUGGUGAACUUUAACGAAAACAUGUAUAUUCAUUCAAGCGGCAGCGUUUUGAAUGGAAUCGUGUGUGAUCUUUACAAGUAAGAUGUGCCGGGGUGCUGAUCUCUCAGAUCUGGAUUUUCUUUUUCUUGGAAUAAAUACCCAUCCCUUCUCGUCUGAUACUCAUAA
Molecule: messenger RNA, 1827 nt
Organism: Anopheles darlingi
Lineage: Eukaryota; Metazoa; Arthropoda; Insecta; Diptera; Culicidae
Product: BTB/POZ domain-containing protein 2-like
Exons: 2
Coding region: 475-1743 (422 amino acids)
Molecular function (GO): protein binding
Source: RefSeq, a predicted model, not a curated record